AAGAACCGAGUCCUCUCUUUGCUGUCCUGUAAAGAUGUAUAACAACCCCAGACAUUGAGCUGACAGCAAAAAGAGACACCAUGUUCAGGUUCUCUCUAAUAGUCUGUGUUUCUCUGAUGUGUGGCAUCACAGCAAAGCCAUAUAAACCCUGGAAUAAACUUCCAGAUGAAGCGUUCCAGGAUACCAUUAUGUCCUUGGAUGGCAAAGAAAAGAUUCCCUGGGGAGUGGAAGUGGAGCCUCCGGAGGACAAGGAUGAGACUCAGUAUGACAUCGACCCAAGCGUGACAGGCAGUGGACUGAACAAACAGCCCCUCAAGACUGAAGAAGACUUGGAUAAACUGCACCAUGCUUCAGUGGCUGAUCUCCUUAAAGUUCAAAUCCCAAACCUGGAUGCCCUCCAUGCCGCUGACAUCCAGGCAGAGUCAUCAGAGGAAGAUGCCAACAUGAAGUACAGUCAGAAACCAGAGGAGGACAAAGAUGACAUCAACCACUCUGUUUUCAGUCAGGUGGCUUCAGAGGAACCUGAGCAGGACUGGGAUGAAGUCUACCAUAGAUCGAGGGAGGAACUGGAUGCAUACCUGGUCCCACUAGUAGCUGAAUACAAAUCUCAUGCAGAGAUUCAUGUUGCAUACUCUGAACCAGAGAAGGACGAGGACGGCCUGUACCAUCACGAUGACCAGCGUUCACCUGUGCAGAUGGGGCUUCAGAGAAAUGAGGUCAGUGGUGGAAGAAAGGUCAGAGUUCACCUUCAGCCAGAGGAGGACAUGGAUGACCUGUACCACAAAGACUUCCUACAGCCCAUCCCUUACCAACUUGAUGCUAAAGCUGCCGCUCCUGUUAAUUUGCCAUCUCAGUGGAAGUACAGCCAACCAGAGGAAGAUAUGGAUCAUCUCUACCACCAGUAAUCCUUCAACAACCGCACAACCUGUGUAGAUCCUUAACAAUGUAAGGAUGUAGCUGCAACAGGCAGAUAAAUCUGAAGUGUCAUUUGAUUCAGUUAAACUGAAUCAGUAAGAAUGAACAAAACUUAAUCUCUGUGUCGCUCAUAUGGAUCUUGAUAAUAAAGAUACUUAGCACAUUUCAUCCAAGACUGUUUUAUUUAUUAACAUAUAUGUAUAAUUACAAAAGUACAAACUCAUUAAAAAUCCACCUUCUCUUGAAUUACAGCUGUGACUUAAAAAAAGCAUUGUUUUUUU
Molecule: messenger RNA, 1196 nt
Organism: Monopterus albus (swamp eel)
Lineage: Eukaryota; Metazoa; Chordata; Actinopteri; Synbranchiformes; Synbranchidae
Exons: 6
Coding region: 81-905 (274 amino acids)
Source: RefSeq, a predicted model, not a curated record